Molecule: messenger RNA, 4708 nt
Organism: Oncorhynchus masou masou (cherry salmon)
Lineage: Eukaryota; Metazoa; Chordata; Actinopteri; Salmoniformes; Salmonidae
Product: metal-response element-binding transcription factor 2-like
Exons: 16
Coding region: 204-2084 (626 amino acids)
Biological process (GO): chromatin organization; regulation of DNA-templated transcription
Cellular component (GO): nucleus
Molecular function (GO): DNA binding; chromatin binding
Source: RefSeq, a predicted model, not a curated record
CUCCCAUAUCAGCGGGAAAUAAAAAUGGCGAAUGUAUUAGGGGAGAAUGACCCGUUUGUUAUUUUCUAAACAAAAUUUAUUUUGUGUCAUAUUUUGAGAGGAGCAUUUCAAAGAGAUUUACCGAUAUUUGGACAAGACCCCAAUCACCGGUUACGACCGAGUACUUCAAUAUAUAUGGCAUUUUGACCCUCCUAACUGACCGAAUGAGAGACUCAACGGCAUUAGAGCGCUUGCCGGUCCACCAGCAGAAAGCACCUUCCCUUCGGCAGCAGUGCAAGACGCCAGUGUCCCUGACCAGCGUCCACUCUACCGAGGAUAGACAUGGAGGGGACACGGUCACCAAGCUCGGCAACAAGUUUGAAGAGGGACAAGAGGUCCUAGCCCGAUGGUCGGAUGGGCUGUUUUAUUUGGGGACUAUCACAAAGAUAAAUAAGGACAAGCACCGCUGCUUUGUUGUCUUUGAAGAUCGGUCCAAGUCCUGGGUUCUGUGGAAGGACAUUCAGACAGGGGACGAGGGAGGAGAGGACAUGGUCUGCACAAUAUGCCAGGAUGAGUGCUCAGAGGAUCCCAACGAGAUUGUCAUCUGCGACAAGUGUGGACAAGGAUACCACCAGCUCUGCCACUCACCCAUCAUCGACUCCAGCCUGAUCGACACCGAUGAGAAAUGGCUCUGUAGGGAGUGUGUGUUCAACACAACAGAGGUGAAGGGGCGGAGACAGGAUAAAGAAGGAUUUUUAAGCCUUGAGACAAUUGAGACAUGGAUUGUGUAUGUGUACCAUUCAAAGGGUGAAUGGAAGGGUCCCAAAGCCCUGCAGGAGCUGAAGCAGUCUCUACCUUAUUCCCUGGAGGACCUGGUGUGGGACCAGGGCCACAAGACCAACAUCCAGCAAUGCUACUGCUACUGUGGAGGGCCUGGAGACUGGUACCUGAAGAUGCUGCAGUGCAACAGGUGUAAGCAGUGGUUCCACGAGGCAUGCGUCCAGUGUUUUAAGACGCCCAUGCUCUAUGGAGACAGGUUCUAUCUAUUUAUUUGCUCAGUUUGCAGUAGUGAACCAGAGUACCUCAAACGACUGCCUCUUAGAUGGGUGGACGUUGCACACCUGAGCCUCUACAACAUGAGUGUGAUUCACAAGAAGAAAUACUUUGAUUCUGAGCUGGAGCUGAUGACUUACAUCAACGACAACUGGGAGCAACUGCAGCUCGGGGAGCUUUCAGCCACUCCUCAGUCGGACCGAUAUGAAAGUAUUUUGGAAGCACUGAAUAGCAACCACAGCAUGUUCAUGUCAGGAAAGGAGAUUAAGAAGAAGAAGCACCUCUUUGGGCUGAGGAUCCGUUUUCCUCCGGGUCCCCAGAGCUCUGACCUGCUGGCCAACAGAGGGGAGCCAGAGAGGGCCUCCAACGAGAUCAAGAUCAAAGGCAGGAAGGCUAUCAAGCCUCUUACCAACACAAGUGAAGUAACCAAUGGCGUGGUGAAGAAGGCCAAGAAGAUGAAGAAACAGGGAGGUCACUCCCUGGCGACUCUGGACAAGCAAAGUCGCGCCAGUGAACUCUUGGCCCAGGAUAUGAAGCCACCACCACCUCUGGAUACCCAGUCCUUAAGGAGCAGCAGGAGUGACAGAUCUCUUCCCUCCUCCAGUACCUCCGAGAUGGAAUCCAUCAGUGCCGUCCGCACCACUGAAACUACCUCAACUAGCCUCUCCAGACAGUCCAGCUUGUGUAGCUCCAGUAAGACGUUCACGGGUCGCCACUGGCCCAUCGCCCAGCCCCCCCUGAAGAGGAGACGGGGCCGGCCACGUCGGGCCCCCCUCCAGCCCCCCAACCCUGAGAUCCCCCCUCCUCACCAGCCAGACCCCCACCACCUCCCAGAGCCCCCCAUCCCCCUGCCGGGGCUCCACUCCACAGACAUAGUGCACGGGCUGGGCCAAGGUGGUCAGCUGUCCCACCUGAAGAGCUCAAUCAGUAGCUACUUUGGGGUGGCAGGCCGCCUGGAGUGCGGGGAGAAGUACCGCAUCCUAGCUCGCCGGGUCACCCUGGACGGCAAGGUUCAAUACCUGGUGGAGUGGGAGGGCGUCACUGCCUCCUAAACUUGUCGUAGCGCUUACGUAGUUUAUUACACAUACGUAGCGCUUAACAUGUUUACACAGCGUUUAUAAAGCAUUAUAAACUGGGUGGUUCUGAAUGCUGAUUGGCUGAAAGCUGUGGUAUAUCAGGCCGUAUACCACGGGUAUGACACAUUUAUUUUUACUGUUCUAACUACAUUGGUAACCAGUUUAUAAUAGCAAUAAGGCACCUCGGGGUUUGUGGUAUAUGAACAGCCUAAGAACAGCCCUUAGCCGUGGUAUAUUGGCCAUACACCACGCCACCUCUGCUUAAUUGCACUCUACUUCUGAGAUCGGGCUUCCCCGUGUUGCCCAGUCUGGAACGGCGCUUGCGUUUCCAGUGAUAUGCUCCAGUGAUAUGGUCUUUCUGUGACUUGUCUUUUGUGUUUGAGAUCUGUUUCAGUUUUGUGAACUGAAGAGGUUAAGAGAUCAGCUUUGGCAGAAUGUAAAAUGAAUGGUGUUUAGAGUGGCUAGGUAGGGGGUGUGAAUGGUGUUUGAGUGUCUUUGAGCCUGACCUGAUAUGUUGAAAGUGUUUGCGAGUAGUUGAUGUUCGAGAGGGACUCAAACAACAGAGAUGAUGUUGGGCUGCUGCAAACCCGUUUAUUAUUAUUGUUUAUUAUGAAUUAUUAUAUAUCUUUACUUUUCUACGUUUUUAUUGAUAUGCCUCGAGUGUCUAGUGAGACAGUUCAUUUUUUUACGAUUUGGAUUUGAUUGCACAUACUGUGUCAAGUUCAGCCUGUUCUCAGCAAUUCUCCUGAACCCGUUGUACCCAGGCUCAUAAAAUCACUUAGAGAUAUGAAGUUUCUCUUUUCUGUCUUUGGCAGCUGAAAGCAUGUAACCUCUAGCUCUAAUCUCUGCUUAAUGUUCUGCAAAUCAUCUCACUAUGAAUAGUUUUAAUAUCACUGUGUUCUUGUCCAAAUCUACACUAUGUCAAGAUUUUACUCAGACUUUUUCUAAUGCAUUAUUAAUUACUGGUAGAAUUUGCUUUGAGGGCUGAGCUUGUGUGAAAGAACGUUAGUGACUGACUUCAUGUGUAUGUGGUAACUGGUAUAGUUAGGCCUUGUUACAUUUGAAAGGUUGAGUAAUGUACCCACGUUUUUACUUGUGUUCUACAAUAUACAGUGUGGCAAAAAAGUAUUUUGUCAGCCACCAAUUGUGCAAGUUCUCCCACUUAAAAAGAUGAGAGGCCUGUAAUUUUCAUCAUAGGUACACUUCAACUAUGACAGACAAAAUGAGAAAACAAAUCCAGAAAAUCAACAUCAUUAACUUUUGUUAAUGACCAAAUACUUAUUUUCCACCAUAAUUUGCAAAUAAAUUAAAUAAAAAUCCUACAAUGUGAUUUUCUGGAUUUUUUUCUGUCAUUUUGUCUGUCAUAGUUGAAGUGUACCUAUGAUGAAAAUUACAGGCCUCAUCUUUUUAAGUGGGAGAACUUGCACAAUUGGUGGCUGACUAAAUACUUUUUUGCCCCACUGUAUGUUCUGAAGAUAUACAUUUUUGCUGCAUUUUUUAAAUAGGCAAUCAUUGUACUUUUAGAUAUCUACAGUUACAUUUAUGAACCUCUUAAAGGACUUUGUUCCUUAAUUUUCUUCCCUCUGCGGUUAUAUUUUAUGACUUUGAUCAGUGCGAACAUUGAAUGCAAAAAUCUCAUGGACCUUUCUACUUAAACAAAUAAAACUGAUUUCAGUUCUUAAAUCCGCCUAUGCAACUUAAGUCUCGAAAGACAAUUGUUUUUGUAUUUCAAUCACUUGACCGCAAGAUUGGCAUCAUCAACAAACCGCAACAAUAUUUUGGUUUCAUCUGAGUCGGGCCUUUUUGUUUUUUUAUUUCAGGUGCUAUUUAUUUCACCUUUUACUCAGAACUGUGCACUUAGCCAGACGUCUGCUGGUACAGCCAGCUCACCUAGAACCCACUCAGGAUAUGCGCAGCAACUUUACUAUAUGUAUGAUGUACUCAAAGAUUUGGAAUGUAACAUGUUAUUGAUGGAACAUUGGAACAUUUUCUGUGGUGUCAGUAUUUCAUUGAAGUUCAUUUUAAAGAAAAUGUAGCGUUCAUUUAGUCAUUCCUCUGUGACUGGUUGUUUUCAAAAAGCUGCAGUUCAGUCCAUUAUGCUACAGGGUCACAAAUGUCUUAGUUCAUCUGAAAACAUUAUCUUCCACUUAUCUCAUGAAGUGUUUUUAAAAUAUUUUUUUAUAUUUAGUUCCCUUCACCUCUGAGGGGUUAGGUUCAACACAGAAGACACAUUUAAUUUGAAUGCAUUCAGUUGUACAACUGACUAGGUAUCUCCCCCACUGUGUCAUUGUAAGAGUUCAAGCAGUUAAUGCCUCUUGCUAUUGGAUGUGUUUUGUUAUUCUCAGAUAAUGCCAUUUUCCCCUUGAGGCAGUGGAGUUGGGUCUUGACGUUGAUACCUCUUUAUUAAAAACAAAAGUUAUUUUAAGCUUUUCUUCUGUAUCAAACUUUAUUGGUCACAUACACAUUUAGCAAAUGUUAUUGCGGGUGUAGUGAAAUGCUUGUGUGUGUGUAUGUUGUUCCAGUGUUAGACCCCUGGAUAUUUGUUUUCUACUGCCUUUGAACAGGCUUCUUCAUCCAAAUAAUAAAUAUCUAAAAGCCUA